This is a messenger RNA of Podarcis raffonei (Aeolian wall lizard), 2606 nucleotides long. RefSeq names its product WD repeat domain, phosphoinositide interacting 2 (gene WIPI2). Gene Ontology annotation, molecular function: phosphatidylinositol-3,5-bisphosphate binding; phosphatidylinositol-3-phosphate binding; protein binding. Gene Ontology annotation, cellular component: extrinsic component of membrane; phagophore assembly site membrane; cytosol. Gene Ontology annotation, biological process: protein lipidation; protein localization to phagophore assembly site; autophagy of mitochondrion. The transcript is spliced from 13 exons. The record is from RefSeq and is a predicted model, not a curated record. Bases 265 to 1710 code for a protein of 481 amino acids. NCBI's taxonomy places the organism in Eukaryota, Metazoa, Chordata, Lepidosauria, Squamata, Lacertidae.
GCGCACGGGCGCUACGGUGGCCGGUCGGGAAGCGCCGCCAAUGGCGGUCCGCUUUCGCCGCGGCGAGGAGGGAAGUAGGCGGGUUGGCGCAGGCGCGCUGAAGGCUCCGGCCACUACCGGAGCGUAAACAAGGCGCCGCUGAGAGGGAUGAGGAGGCGGCCGGAGCCGAGCGGGGCCGGGAGCCGUCGAGGCUGACAGGCCUCUUUCCGCUGCCCUCCCGCCGGCCGGGGACGGGGGGGAGCGCCGCCGCCGCCAGGGAGAGCCAUGAACUUGGCCAGUCAGAGCGGCGAGGCCGGCGCCGGCCAACUGCUCUUCGCCAACUUCAACCAGGACAACACGUCCUUAGCUGUUGGCAGCAAAUCAGGUUACAAAUUCUUCUCCCUUUCUUCUGUGGAUAAACUGGAGCAGAUCUAUGAAUGCACACAAAGAGGAUAUCUGGCUGCACGGUGUGGCCUUGGCUGGAGCAUUGGUAUCUUCUCACAUUACCAAGCAUUUUAUGUAGUUGUGCAGGAAUACGAGAUGAAUCACGCUCAGCUCUUUGAACGUUGGUGCAAAGCUGACACAGAAGAUGUGUGCAUUGUGGAGAGGCUCUUUUCCAGUAGCUUGGUGGCCAUAGUGAGCCUCAAAGCCCCCCGCAAGCUGAAAGUUUGCCACUUCAAGAAGGGGACAGAGAUUUGCAACUACAGCUAUUCCAAUACAAUCCUGGCUGUCAAGCUUAACAGGCAGCGAUUGAUCGUGUGCUUAGAAGAGUCUCUGUACAUACAUAACAUCCGGGACAUGAAGGUGUUGCAUACCAUCAGGGAGACGCCCCCCAACCCCGCAGGCUUGUGUGCGCUGUCCAUAAACAACGACAACUGCUACCUGGCCUACCCAGGCAGUGCCACUAUUGGGGAAGUCCAGGUCUUUGACACCAUCAAUCUGAGAGCUGCUAACAUGAUCCCUGCUCAUGACAGUCCUUUGGCUGCGCUAGCUUUCGAUGCGAGCGGCACAAAACUGGCCACGGCGUCAGAAAAGGGGACGGUGAUCCGGGUAUUUUCCAUUCCAGAGGGACAGAAACUCUUUGAAUUCCGAAGGGGUGUGAAGAGGUGUGUGAGCAUCUCCUCUUUGGCCUUCAGCAUGGACGGCAUGUUUCUGUCCGCAUCCAGUAACACGGAGACAGUGCACAUUUUCAAAUUAGAAACUGUGAAAGAGAAACCUCAGGAAGAGCCCACGACUUGGACGGGUUACUUUGGGAAAGUCCUGAUGGUCUCCACAAACUACCUGCCUGCCCAGGUGACAGAAAUGUUCAACCAAGGCCGAGCUUUUGCCACCGUCCGCCUCCCUUUCUGUGGGCACAAAAACAUCUGUGCAUUGGCCACAAUCCAGAAGAUCCCUCGGCUGCUGGUAGGAGCUGCAGAUGGGUACCUGUACAUGUACAACCUGGACCCCCAGGAGGGAGGCGAAUGCACCCUGAUGAAGCAGCACAAGCUGGAUGGCAGCAUGGAGCCAGGCAAUGAAAUCCUAGAAUCUGCAUCGCACGACCGGCCGCUAGUAGCACAGACAUACAGCACUGCUGUGACUAAAGGUACUUACGUGCCUUCUUCGCCCACAAGGCACGCCUAUACCGAGGACCUGGGUGCGGUUGGUGGCGCUUGCCUGGAAGAGGACGCCAGCACCCUGCGGCUGGACGAAGACAGCGAGCACCCCCCGAUGAUCCUUCGGACGGACUGAACUUUGACCUGUGAACUCCACUCCUGAAGCCGAGGGCGCAGGCCUGACCCCCUGGAGGAUUAUUGUGUCUGUGCUGCUACGAACCUUGACCCGGGCUGAGAGCAAGAGGGAGGACCGCAGAUGACUCUGAAGUCAUUUUAAAACAAACACACACACACAAACCAUUGUAGCCGUAAUGCUGAUUUGAUGCCAUGGAGGUGGGGAGGGGGGGAAUAUAUGGUUUCACUUCAGUGGCUUUUAAAUCCUGCUUUACCUUUUAGCUGUGAGGAUAUAUGCAUAUAUAUUUUUCGUCGUCGUUCCUGUUGCCAAAACCUGCUCUCUCUGUGCAGCCUUCGGCACCUCCUAGCUUUGCAUGCUGCCUUGUGCCAAGCAAGCAGAUCACUUCAUAACGAAGAAGUUUGCCGAGUUUUGGGGUUCUCUCUCUCUCUUUUUUUAGAAGACAAAUACAUGUACAUAAAUAACACUUGGCAUCCGUGAAGGGAGGAGCAGCAAAGUUUGCUUCUGGGUGCUUUGACUUCUUCCAGUGCUCUUCAGCCUUACCAUCCCCAGAUGUGGGUGGACUACCUCUUCCAUCAUCCACGGCCAGCUUGGCCCGAUGGUCAUGGAUGAUGGGGCUUGUAGUCCCUUAACAUCUGGGUGCCCAAGGAUUUGAAGGACAUUGGCUUACUCUACUCGGACAAAGGUUCCAGGUAGUUUCUUGCGCAUGGGCUUUCGGUUGCAACUCCUAGAAACAUGCAGCGAUCUUUCUAUUUUUCUUUUCUUGGGUUCUUCCCAUCACACAACCUCCCCCCUCCUGUCCAGCUUCACAGUUUAUUCCCUCCUUUCUUCCCCGCCUCCUUCUCUCCUCCUUUUCCCCUGGACCAUUUUGUUAAUUAAAAAACUCCUUCUAAAUGCUG